GUACAUUCACGCAUAACAACCGUAACAUGUUCUCCCGCCUGUACGCACGGUUCUGGGUUUAAAACGUGCGCGAUCAAACGCCGUUGUUGAUAUGUUUACGUUAACGGUUAGCGAGCUAGCCUUAGUUCCACGAAUCGCGGAGAAGUGUGGAGUUUCGGGAUAGACGGCAAUGACAUUUCAGCUCCUGUUGUGAUUGUCCGUCAAGAGACAGUCACAUGAUAUUUGAGCCCACAAGUUAUCUUUCAGAGUGCUCUAAUUUAUCCCUGGCAAGAGUGACCUGAUGGUGGAUAUUCGCUAGUUAGCCACCAGCGUCGAAGUUCAGGCUAGUUAGCUAGCUUAGCUGGGCUGGCUGCUAGGCAUAACAAACCGAAAGCUAGUGCUGGGUUUACGGUUCGGGCUUUUUGUUUUUUUAAACAAAAUGACUAAUGCCACUGAAAUAACGCUGCCUCCUGAGUGGGAUGACGACGACCGUAUGAAUUUUCUGUUCUCGGAAUUCAAAGAAAACCGAGAUGUCAACACGAAGGAUUGGGACAGCAAGAUGGACUUCUGGACAUCUCUCAUCACACAGAGCUGCAGGGACCGCGGAGCCGUGUGCGUCAAUUUACAGGAGCUCAACAAGGUUUUUCGCAGGAAGGGGACUUCGCCGCUGGGUUUGGGUACUGUCAUCCAAAGCAUGGCCAGGUGUGGGAAGAUACAGAGGGAGUCAGAGUUUGCUGCCAAUGUGGACUCCGGCUGGCUGUCCUGGGGUGUUGGCCUGCUGCUGGUCAAGCCUCUGAAAUGGACCUUCUCCACUCUUCUAGGAAGCAACCGGGUGCCUUUGGAAGAGUCCUUUGUCAUUAUCGAGCUAGUGAAGGAGAAAGCAGCAGAAUUGCUCGCCGCGUACCAAAGCAGUGAAUUUGCGAACCGCUCCCUCCUGUCCUUCCAAGAGCUGUGUGCACUGUCCUCCCAUGUUUGCACUGAUGAAAGUACCCUAUGUAUGGCUCUGCUGCAGCUGCAGAGGGAGAAGCAAGUGACCGUUUCUCUGCACGAAGGCGAGAAGAUUGUCAAGUUUUCCCAGCCCGGCUUGGAUCGCGUCUCUCCGGUCAGCGAUGUGGAUAUAGGCAUCUAUCAGCUUCAGCGCAGUGAGAAGCUGCUUGGAGAGCGGGUGGAGGCACUGGGUCUUGAGGCUGACAAAUGCAGAGAAGAGGCAAGGCUGCUGCUUCGGGAAGGGAAGAAAUCUCAGGCACUAAGAUGCUUGAAAGGCCGCAAGAGGGUAGAGAAGAGAGCAGACAACUUGUUUGCCCAGCUGGAGACCAUUAGAGGAAUCCUGGAUAGAAUAGCACAGUCGCAGACUGAUAAGCUGGUUAUGCAGGCAUAUCAAGCUGGAGUGGCGGCCCUGCGGCUCUCUCUGAAGGAUGUGACUGUGGAACGUGCUGAGAACCUUGUGGAUCAAAUUCAGGAGUUAUGUGACACUCAAGAUGAGGUAAACCAAACUAUCGCUGGUGGUGUGCCCGGCUCAGAUGCAGACAUGGAUGAGUUGGAGAAAGAACUUAAAUCUUUGUUGGAAGACACUAAGCCAGAUGGAAUCUCUGGUUUACCUGAGGUCCCAACAAAUCCUCUGUCCCCUGCCAGGGAGCCGAGCCUCCCAGGUAAUGAUCUGCUGAGCUCUUUGCCGCCUGUACCCCAGACGUACUUAAAUAUUACCGACGAGCAACUGGAGGAAGAGCUGAAUCGUUUAACCCUCACAGAUUCAGGCUUUCAGCAGAAGAAAGUGUCUUUGCCAGCUAAAAGGUUAGAGCCUGCACAGUGAUGGCACAAGCACACAGAUGCCAAGUUUGGGUCCUGGACUGCAAAAAGUGCUUGGAAGAGGCUCUGCACUAACCUUUCAGCACAAGCUGUAUUCAAAAAAAAAAAAAAAAAAAAAAAAAAAAAAAAAAGGCUAAGAAUCAAAGUCCUUAAGAAUAAACAAAUCCUAAGGGAUUAAUUUGGCAGUUAGGGUAGUAAUUUGAGUGAUUGCUGAAAUCAAAACCGUUACGAAAAAAAAAAAACAAGGCACUUUUCUUCAUUUAUUAAAAACGAGUGUGUUUAUUGCG
Messenger RNA from Myripristis murdjan (pinecone soldierfish), 2072 nucleotides. It is a transcript of the gene chmp7, whose product is annotated as charged multivesicular body protein 7. The record is from RefSeq and is a predicted model, not a curated record. Gene Ontology annotation, biological process: late endosome to vacuole transport via multivesicular body sorting pathway; vesicle budding from membrane. Gene Ontology annotation, cellular component: ESCRT III complex; multivesicular body; cytoplasmic side of plasma membrane. NCBI's taxonomy places the organism in Eukaryota, Metazoa, Chordata, Actinopteri, Holocentriformes, Holocentridae. The transcript has 10 exons. Bases 419 to 1789 code for a protein of 456 amino acids.